Molecule: messenger RNA, 873 nt
Organism: Suillus clintonianus
Lineage: Eukaryota; Fungi; Basidiomycota; Agaricomycetes; Boletales; Suillaceae
Exons: 6
Coding region: 1-873 (290 amino acids)
Source: RefSeq, a predicted model, not a curated record
AUGACAAAGACAAAAAUUGACAAUGUCCCUGACCACGAAGCGAAUUCUGAGACACGGUCCAGCAAAAGAACAAAACUGUCCAACAUAGGAGAUGAUGGAACAAGCGCAGAAUGUACGAAGGAAAGCAACAACAAUCAGCAUCAAGCCAUUAACAACGAGGCGAAUAACACGACGCUCAACCGCGAGGGAGAAUCAGCAAUGACUACUACCCCUGAUGUCAAACGAGGAUCUGGUGCAACCCAGCCUACUCUGAGCGUUCGAUCUGUACUGCCUAACCCUACCAAGUGUUUAAUUGAAGAUUCAGAGGUCGAAGAAUAUGAUGACAUAUUGAUCGCCCGACUUCACAAACUUUCCGAAUAUACGAACACACACGCCAAUAUAUAUGCGUUAGGAAAGCUGUUGCCGACCGCGACAUGGGGGCAAUAUAGACCAAUCAAUGACCGCAGCAAGAUUCUAUGCGAUCCCGCAACUGGAGAGCCUCUGACUAUUUGGAUUGUUGGAAGAAUUGCGAAAAUGUGGUUCACCAAAUUCGGCAAUCCAGAGAAACAGGCAUCCAUGACGAUUAUGCCACUCUCAAAAACACUGGCACAACAAAGUGGAAUAUUGUUGGCGAAGAUGUCAAACCCUAUAAUGAGUAUUAAUCAACAAGCCACACAAAUCAUCCGUGCCAUCAAGUGGCAAAAUCCUAAGAACAGCGACACCGGAACAGAAGCAAUGCUGUUCGAUGCCGUGUACGACGCCAGAGCGGAAGGAUCUUUAAAAACAUAUAGCGAGCGGCCUUUGUGGAACCUCACAGAUCUCAAGCCUGGAGAUGAAGAUGACACGGUAUUCCAAAAAACAAGAAGACAAAUGGCAUUCACGUGCGCAAUAUGA